GAAGCCGCCCGCGCUCUGCGUAAAUAAAAGCCAGGCUCGGCGCCGAUCGGGCCACAUUUCCUUUGAGUGUUGACACUGCGAAGAGAAGGUUCAAGAUGAGUGGGCGUGGCAAAACCGAGAAGAUGACCAGAGAGGAUUGGAGGAAGAAGAAGGAGCUGGAGGAGCAGAGAAAGCUGGGAAACGCUCCAGCUGAGGUGGACGAGGAGGGAAAGGACAUAAACCCCCACAUCCCACAGUACAUUUCAUCAGUGCCGUGGUACAUCGACCCAUCAAAAAGGCCCACACUAAAGCAUCAAAGACCACAGAGUAAGAAUGAGAAGCAGUACUCUGCAAUUGGAGAGCUCACCAUGGACUAUGAUGGAAAGCGUGAUCGCUGGAAUGGCUACGACCCCGAGGAACAUCAGUGCAUUGUUGAAGAGUACGCCAAAGUAGAUCUGGCCAAGAGGACACUGAAAGCACAGAAACUUCAGGAUGAGUUGGCCUCGGGAAAACUGGACCAGACUGAGCGGGAACAUGACAGUAAAGAUGAGGAUGAAGACAAAUAUGCAGAUGACAUCGACAUGCCCGGUCAGAACUUUGACUCCAAGAGACGAAUCACUGUCAGGAAUCUGCGUAUCAGAGAAGACACAGCUAAAUACUUGAGAAAUCUGGAUCCAAAUUCAGCGUACUAUGAUCCAAAGACGCGAGCAAUGAGAGAGAACCCGUACUCCAACACUGGCAAGAACCCUGAUGAAGUGGGGUACGCUGGAGACAACUUUGUUCGCUACAGUGGAGCCACAAUUUCCAUGGCUCAAACACAAUUGUUUACCUGGGAGGUUUAUGAGAAAGGCUCCGAGGUGCAUCUGCAGGCUGACCCCACCAAACUAGAGCUGCUGCAUCGUUCCUUCAAGGUCAAGAAGGAGGACUUCAAAGAAGAACAGAGGGAGAGCAUCCUCGAGAAGUAUGGAGGCCACGAGCAUUUGGAUGCACCACCGCGGGAGUUGCUGUUGGCCCAGACGGAGGACUACGUGGAGUAUUCGCGUCACGGCGCUGUGCUGAAAGGACUCGAAAAGGCUGUCGCUCGCUCCAAAUAUGAGGAGGACGUGCUCAUCAACAACCACAUUUGUAUUUGGGGUUCCUACUGGAAAGAUGGCUUCUGGGGGUACAAGUGUUGCCACUCCAUGGUCAAACAGAGUUACUGCACAGGAUCAGCUGGAAUUGGAAUUAACAACUCAGAGUGCACUCCAUUUGAAGAGGCAAUAACUGAGCCACAGGAGGAGGAACAGCCCAAGACUCUGCUAGAAAUGCAUCAAGAUAAGAUGAAAGAGAAGAAGAAGAACAAGAAGCGCGACUCCGACAGCAGUGAUUCGGAGGAUGAGGAGAAGAAGGAAAAGCUGAAGAAGGCUCUAGAAGCAGAGGACAAGCGGGUGAAGCAGGUGGAGAUGCUAAUGCAGCUGGAUGAGAGGAAGAGGCCGUACAACAGCUUGUUUGAAGUAAAGGCGCCCACUGAGGAGGAGAUGGAGGCCUUCCGCAUGAAACGCAGCAGGCCAGAUGAUCCCAUGGCUUCCUUCUUGGGACAGUGACCUUUUCAGUCCCGGCAGAUUCCCCUAAACUCUCCCCAAGGACUCUACUAGAGCAGCUGCUCAGUAAAAUAUAAAAUCCCACAUUCACUCAAGUUUUGUGUUUUGGAAAGAAGUGCGGGAGAAACUGUACAGUAUUUUGUAAAAGUUAAUGUUAACGCAUUGUUUUGAAGCUGCAUGUCCAUAAAAUGUAGAACAACAAUAAAAAAGGUGUUUCACUUCAACAGGAGACAUUUAAAUACUUUCAAACCUUUCAAAUUCAGUCUUUACAGGAAACAUGAGAAACGUAACUGCAUUUCUUUUUAUAAUAAAAUCCAUUUUUAUUUACAUUAAAAGCAGAUCCUAAGCUCGUGGAAACAGACACGACGUGGCUCAUGACUAAUGUUCCCUCUAAUUUUUCAUGUGUCUGAGCGAACACACAAAUUCCAUGAGCGGACACUUGGA
Haplochromis burtoni (Burton's mouthbrooder) is the source of this 2003-nucleotide messenger RNA. Its product is annotated as pre-mRNA-splicing factor SLU7. Gene Ontology annotation, biological process: mRNA splicing, via spliceosome. NCBI's taxonomy places the organism in Eukaryota, Metazoa, Chordata, Actinopteri, Cichliformes, Cichlidae. The transcript has a single exon. Gene Ontology annotation, molecular function: pre-mRNA 3'-splice site binding. The coding region runs from base 96 to 1562 and encodes 488 amino acids. Gene Ontology annotation, cellular component: spliceosomal complex. The record is from RefSeq and is a predicted model, not a curated record.